Molecule: messenger RNA, 1628 nt
Organism: Eutrema salsugineum
Lineage: Eukaryota; Viridiplantae; Streptophyta; Magnoliopsida; Brassicales; Brassicaceae
Product: L-Ala-D/L-amino acid epimerase
Exons: 6
Coding region: 12-1268 (418 amino acids)
Molecular function (GO): racemase and epimerase activity, acting on amino acids and derivatives
Source: RefSeq, a predicted model, not a curated record
UAUGGGCGAGAAUGUUAAAUACUCUAAAUUGCUCUAAAGCAAAGAUGUUUUCGAUCGUAUCUUCUUCUCCAAUCGUCAAUUCAAGCUUCAAUUUCCAGAACUCGCCGAGAUCGCUGGUCCAUGUUAUGUCGGCGGCGUCUGGAUUCAAAACUCUGACGGAGAAUUUGACGGUGAGGGUGCAGAGAGCAGAGAACCGUGAGCUGAACGUGCCUCUGCUCUCGCCCUUCACUAUCGCUUCGUCGCGGCUCGAUUCAGUCGGUAAUGUCGCGAUUCGGGUUGAGCUUAGUGGCGGAUGUGUCGGCUGGGGAGAGGCUCCGAUCUUGCCGUCAGUGACGGCGGAGGAUCAGCUUAUGGCCAUGGUUAAAGCGCGGGAAGCCUGUGAGUUUCUAAACGAGUUACCGGAGAUGAAACUUGGUAAUGUUCUUCAGGAGAUUGGUGGAUUUCUCCCUGGCCAUCGAUUUGCCUCUGUAAGAGCAGGGAUGGAGAUGGCAAUGAUCGAUGCAGCAGCUAAGAGAGUAGGAAUGCCAUUGUGGAAACUAUUUGGUGGGGCUUCAAGUACGAUUACCACCGACAUAACAAUUCCGAUAGUUUCUCCCGCCGAAGCUUCGAGUUUGGCGUUGAAGUACAGAAAAGAAGGGUUUGAAACCUUGAAGCUUAAGGUAGGGAAGAACCUUAAGGCCGACAUAGAAGUUCUCCAGGCUAUACGUGCAGUCCACCCUGCAUGUUCCUUCAUUUUGGAUGCAAACGAGGGUUACAAAACAGAGGAAGCUAUUGAAGUUCUCGAAAAGCUUCAUGAAAUGAAGGUUACACCGGUUCUCUUUGAACAACCCGUCCACAGAGACAAUUGGGAAGGUCUCCGUGACGUGACUCGAAUUGCAAAGAACAGAUUCAGAGUCUCUGUUGCAGCAGACGAGAGUUGUAGAGACUUGACUGAUCUCAAGAAAAUCAUAAAAGGUGAUGUCGUAGAUGUUGUUAACAUUAAACUCGCCAAAACCGGUAUCCUCGAGGCCCUUGAGGUAAUUGAAUUGGCUAGAUCAUCUGGAAUUGAGCUUAUGAUAGGGGGAAUGGUGGAGACUAGAUUAGCAAUGGGGUUCUCCGGUCACCUUGCUGCCGGCAUUGGGUGUUUCAGAUUCAUUGACUUGGACACACCACUUCUUCUGGCUGAUGAUCCCGUUCAAGGUGGCUACAAAGCAUCGGGUGCUGUCUACGAGUUUACAGAUGAAGGCGGUCACGGAGGAUGUCUUGAGUGGAAUGGACUUGCUUUCUGAGUUUUCUUCAGUCUAGUUAGAUUCUUUCUUUAUUAGUUCAUAGUAAGCCAAUCUCAAGUUUGAUGUUGGUUUUUUGGUUUGAAGAGGCAUAGACCUUGGUCCUGAAUUUUCAGUUUGUUUUAGGGAAUCUAACCUACAAGCCUUGUUGGAACCCAAAAAAAAAUAUAUAAAAUAUAGCCUACAAGCGUUGUAACUUCUGUUCCAUAGCAAAUAAAUGUAGGACUUCAACACAGUGAUCUGAUUAAUUUUUGUCUGAAACACACAAAAAUACAAAAGGUGCCAAAUUCAGUCAUCCGAAAAAUCAGUAGUGGGUAAUGUUCUGGGAUAACCAUGAGAUUGGAAUGGUACUUUAACUAUUCG